UAUCGUCAACAUCCGGCGACACGUCCUCCCCACACACCGCCGAGGAUCUGUUUGAUACAUUGGACUCAUUUACUCAUUUACCCUUUUUUAUUUAUUAGUUAGUAAACCGUCAUGUUGUUUAUUUGACGCCGAGGCUCGGGUCAUUUCAGUUGAACGUGUAGGUUCUCGCCUGUGGAGAAGCUCAGAUGGGGGAAGUGAGGAAACUGCAGAAGAAGUUGAGACAGAUUGAGAAUCUGGAAAUAAAGAUCAGUCUCAGCCCAGAGGAGAGAAUAAAGAUCUCCAGGAAGGCGGAGCUGCGUUCCAGAUUGGCUGAGCUUCAGCUGCAGCUUUCUGGCCCGCAGCAAACUCGGGGGACUGUGGGAGACGGAAAAAAGGAGAAGAUGAAAAGACAAGUGGAGGAGGCUCCUGGGGCCCUUCCAUCACAAACGCCUCCAGCCUCCAAGAUGCCGAAGGGAGAAGAGCGGCCCAGAGCUCAGACAACGCCAUCACCUGCUGCCAGGCCAGCAGCGGAGACGGGCAGAGGACGGGAGAAGCCGCCGCCGGCCGAGGUGUCGGGAGUCUGUCCGGACUUUGACGAGGAGCAGCACCGGCGGCAGGAAGAAGCGGAAUUCGCAUCCCUCAAAGCCUCCUGGGAGAAGUCAAGGUUCCGCCUGAGGCUGCUGGAGGGUCACAACGACAUCGUCACCUGCGUGGCUGUGGUUGACAACCUGGUGGUUUCUGGGAGCCGAGACACCACGGUGAAGGUGUGGCACGUUCCCACGGCAACAGAGCAGAAGAACCUGGGGGGCCACACGGGUGGGGUUACCUGUCUGUCGGCACCUCCCCCUGAGUACUGCAAGAGGCUAGCCAGGUCUCUGGAUUUGUCCGACAAGGAGAGGUUUAUACUGAGUGGCUCGGCAGACUGCUACGUGAAGAUCUGGGCCCUGAACAUCGGGCAGUGUGUUAAGUCUAUCUACACAUUCAACGCUGUGACGGCGCUCUGCUUCGUGCCAGAGGGAGACGGCUACAUCGUCACCGGAUCAGACGGGGGGAAAGUUCAAGCCUGGAGCUGGCACACUUUUGACAACUGCCAGUCAAUCAACGCUCACCGGGAAGCAGUCACCUCCAUCCAGUCUCAGGGUCCGCUGGCGUUCAGCGGCUCGGCGGAGGGGGGGGUGUCUGUGUGGGAGAACCGGUGCUCGGAUCGAGACCCCCUGAGGCUGCUGCACCACUGGAGCGGCCAGGUGACGGGCUGUGGGGGGGGGCCGGGUGGGCGUCUGACCCUCAGCCCGCGGGGGGACAGAGUGUUCCUGGCCUAUGGUCAAGCCUGGCUCAAGAUCCUGCACUGGAGGACUGGAACAACAUCCAGACUGACCAAUCACAGCAGCAUCGCCGGGGUAACAGAUUGUGUCCACCAGCCAGGGGGCCUCCUAAUUGGCUCCUGCUACGAUCUGGCAAAUGGAGAGAGCAGUCUCAAUUUGUUCUCUCUGCCUCAGUGUCGCUACCUGGCCUCUCUGACCUGGCCCGACGCUCCCAGAAUCCUCUGCUUCGCGGCGUGGGCCACGGGGAGCGGAGACCACCGGUGGGUCACGGGAGGUCGCGGCCUCAUCGUUUGGGAGCAGCUCCCCAGCUCCGGGAAACAAAGGGGUGACGUCACGGUGAAGAGCGACAGUCGUUUGGACUCGUGCACGCUGGAAUCAGAAGAAGAAACAGAAGAUGAUGAGGAGACUGAUGAUUACGAAGAUGACGAUGAUGUUGAUGUCAACAAUGGAGGGGCAGAUGGACGGUGUGAAGGUGCGGAGGCUGGAGGGCUCGGUGCGUGGCUGCGCUGCGUCCUCCAGUGAGUCCUGGUUUCUCACACUGAGGACACCACGGCCUGCAGCCACAGA
This is a messenger RNA of Pleuronectes platessa (European plaice), 1868 nucleotides long. RefSeq lists its product as uncharacterized. NCBI's taxonomy places the organism in Eukaryota, Metazoa, Chordata, Actinopteri, Pleuronectiformes, Pleuronectidae. The coding region runs from base 186 to 1823 and encodes 545 amino acids. The transcript is spliced from 13 exons. The record is from RefSeq and is a predicted model, not a curated record. Gene Ontology annotation, molecular function: protein binding.